This is a messenger RNA of Penicillium bovifimosum, 3630 nucleotides long. RefSeq lists its product as uncharacterized. Gene Ontology annotation, molecular function: ATPase inhibitor activity; protein-folding chaperone binding. Gene Ontology annotation, cellular component: cytoplasm. Bases 1 to 3630 code for a protein of 1209 amino acids. NCBI's taxonomy places the organism in Eukaryota, Fungi, Ascomycota, Eurotiomycetes, Eurotiales, Aspergillaceae. The record is from RefSeq and is a predicted model, not a curated record. The transcript has a single exon.
AUGCUCGGCCGACUAUUGAGUACCGCCGCGUCGACUCUGAACCCGACAGCGUACUCGGCACGACAGAAUGGAACACCUCUCGAAUCCGUGACCGAGGAGGAACAUACCUCCGGUCUUCUUUUUCCCGAUGCCAGCCUCCUACGGCGUUCCAAUACCCACGCCUACCCCUUACAAACGACCUUCAAUUCUCCGAAUGCCUCCGCUGCUGGCGCUUAUGAUGAUCGUGGUGGAAUGGAAUUGGAUGCAAUCAAGGAUUUCCGUGUGAUUGUUGCACAAAAUGCAUUGGGCGACCGAGAUGCAUGUGUCUUACUUGACACUCGUGCAUCCGAUUCAUCCACCGCCGGCCUUGGGAUCGACCCCCAAGGCAACGACCAGUCCGGCCCUCGACAUACUCGUGCAGUUUCUAGUCUUUCUCGUGGGACACGUCGCAACCUCCUCGCUCAGUCUUCCCUCGCCGAACCGAGUCCUCUCUCCGCAGCUGCAGAUGCACGCAGGUUGUCACCCGCCAGUCCAGGUGCAUUCUCCCGAGCUCGGGGCCGUAGUUCCACACUGGCACCAUCUGGAGCAUGGCAUGAGCCUGGCCCAUCGAGACACCCUUCCGACGCCAAUGAUACGGGCCUCUUAAAUUGCAUCUUCGGCAGCAGCGCCUUCAGCUACCGGGGCUCGUCCACAAAAAUGCACAUCAUCUCCGCCGAUGAUGACUCGACAAUCGGGGCCAGUGCGUCUCCUGCUGCUCGCAGUCCGCUUUCACGGGCGUACACGACAGGGAGUACCUCUAGUCCAAUAGGGCCAGCCCGAGGAGAGCACGACAAGCCUCCUGCCAAAGUCACGGUUCUCUUGACUCGCAUGUUCAGCGUGAAUCUCCCCGAAGGAGCGGAAGCAUCAGCGGAGCGACAUGACUAUGCCAGUGCUCUCUAUCAGGAAUCAUUGCCCGAGAUGGAGUUCCCAUUCCCGGAUGUUUCUAAACGCAAGAAAAUCAAGGAGAAGAAAACGCCCAUGUAUGCAGUUGCAAUUACGAUUCAGAUCCCCUUGCUCGCACGAAACUCUGGGCGCCCUGUGUCAAGGUUUAGCACGCCAGGCCCAGACUCUCCCAGGCCAGGGUUCUCGAGCUCGCUUGAUUCAGACCACCGAUGGCCGGGAGGAUUCUUUGAUGAUAGUUUAUCCUCGGCUUCUCCUCCGGCUAGCUUGGAUGAACGCUUGGACUUGCUAGUUGACCAUUGGGACGUCAUCACUCGCACACUCUCGCACCUCGAGCGACUUGUUCGCAACGAAAUCCUCUUUCUGUUGAAGAAGGUGGACUCUUUGUCUGGGCCUCACCCAAAGCCCGCGAAACCUCCCAAUAUGCAACGCACCAACCAGACCAUUGUACAUUUGCCUGCGAAUAUUCUAUCCGUCAAUUCAAAGCUCAAAGAAGAAGCUAUUCGCAGCUCUCGCCGAAUAAGCCUGGCUCUUCAAACCCCAUACGUAGUCACUGGUCAAAGUCGAUGGGGCGUCUGGCGAGAGGAAGGUCGCUCCAUCGUCCGCGGCCUAGGUGACAAAGAGCAGAACUUCUUCUUCCUGGUGGUCCUAACGGCGUUCUUGGGCAAUCAUACCGAGUGGCUCAACACCCUUGGCCCAGAAUGGUAUCGUCGCCGCCAUAAUCAGCAACACAGAUUCCAGCAAGAUGGAGAGCCCAUUCUUGCAAACAGAACAGUCAUCGUAUGUCCGGACAAAAUGACCGCUCGGCGUCUCGUGUUCUUACUUUCCGCCUUCUUGCCCUCCAAACAGCGCUUGGAGGUUUUGCCCUCCCCGCUUCGACCUGGUACUUCGGCUUCCAUGCGUGCUAUCUCCCACAGCCCGCCAAGUGUGCCUGUGCUCCGUCAGGAGUCGCUUCGCAGGGCGAUUGAACGACGAGCCCGUGCUCAACGAAUGAUCAUCGGUGAUAAUGAUCGUCAUCGACGAUCAGUUAGCGCUUCGUCUCAGGACACAGCUCAACGGUCAUUUGAUGGAGCUGAAACUACGACCUUAGCAGAACAAUCUUCAGCUUCGGCCCGCAGAGGGUCUGAUGCUCGUUCAAUCAGACCUUCAGCCGGAGCUAUUCACCCGAAGGAUGUUCGGGCUAUGAAUACCAGUGGAGCAACUACAUCCAUGACAACUCAAAGCAGCACCGUCCCUGUCCCCCAUUUUACUUCUCAGCCAAGCCAGUCCGCCCAGGCUAGAACAGAACGCAACACAACGGAGGGCAGCGAUAGUCUCGCAUCAGAGACUCUGUUGAAGAGCCUCCAGCGAAGUGACAGCUCUGUGCUGAGCACAAAUGGCAGUAUUCCAUCAGCUGGAGGCCGCUGGGGUGGUAUUUUCUCCGGGCUUUGGAGUUCCCGCCAGGAAUCAUCGACUGAUAGCGGUGGAUCGUACUCCCCAUCUGAAGCUCGCAGACGCUCUGCCUCUACUAUUGUUGGCUCUGCUAGGCGUGGGUCUAGCACUUUGAUCCAAAUGGUCAAGGAAGUCACAGAGGAGGAUGAGCACCGUCCCGAAACUGCCCCAAGUGGAAAUAUCUCGAUCCCGGCUACUUCUACGGCCGUUCCUCACAACGGUGAAACUGCCUCGCCAGAGCCGUCAUCACUCAAUAGCCAAGUCCGUGAGUCGCCUUUGAAGAUGUCGGUCAGAGCGGAGGAAGGCGUAGUGGAUGUUGAUCUUCCACUUCCGGGUUUCAUGUCACUUUCCUCCUCUGGGGAUUCCACCGUUGCCUCGCCAAGGAAAACUCGAACGUCUAUCACCAGUGUGGAUGCGCUUGCUUCCACGCACAGCAGUGGAUCUGGGUUCCACGGUGCCAUGAAGGAUAGCGAUGGCCCGACUGCCCAUGUUGCUGGUUGGUUGAAAUCUUUCCAUGAAGAUUUUGCCCUUCAGGCCGUCCGACCCUAUGCUUCCCUCGAAGCGGAGAUCAAACGGGCAAUGCGGGCUGAACCCUCCCCAUAUAUUCCCUCCACACCCGAUGUAGACGGAUCAGAGAGGUGGGUGGACGUCGCAACAACUUUGAUUGCAGACACCAGGGCUUCUACGGUGAAGCGACUCCGGUUGCGACGCAAGAUCACAGUUGGGUGCCACUCUGGCUCAGUACAUACGCCUCCCUUGCACGCCAACGGUUACCCCCGUCAAUCUGCUGGAAGUAACUCGACCUCGCAGUUUGCCAGCUUUUUCUCUGUACACGACAAAGCGCCUCGUGGGCCGACCGCCGAUGAACAGCACCAGAGCUUUGUCGAAGAGCGGUUCAUUGAGGAGCCUGUGAUGGACCUGGAUGGAGUUCUGGUCGACGCUCUCGAGCGUGUUUUGGGACAGAGCGGCUACUCGUCCAUGGCACAGUCGCGUGCUCCUUCUCCUAAUCGAGCUCGCCGAGCCGAAGAAAAGGCCAACUCUUCUCGGCCUGAUGAAGCUGCUCCUGCCGAAGUCCCCCGUGGCGAAUGUGGCAAGAUGGUGCUUGGGGCCCUCGAGGAAGUUGUCCGUGUUGUAACCGCCGAACACUGCCGUGAAGACGAAGAGGCCGAGAGCCCAGCGGCGCUUGCCGACCGCGAGCGCAGAAGAGCGCUCUCAGGGGCUGACAAUACUCUGCGUGAAGGAAUCCGGAAAUGGCUCCUUGACGUCGAAGAAGCCUGGUGA